Messenger RNA from Anthonomus grandis grandis, 1181 nucleotides. RefSeq lists its product as uncharacterized. The transcript is spliced from 7 exons. The record is from RefSeq and is a predicted model, not a curated record. Gene Ontology annotation, molecular function: Toll binding; growth factor activity. Lineage: Eukaryota; Metazoa; Arthropoda; Insecta; Coleoptera; Curculionidae. The coding region runs from base 107 to 910 and encodes 267 amino acids. Gene Ontology annotation, biological process: regulation of Toll signaling pathway; innate immune response; central nervous system formation. Gene Ontology annotation, cellular component: extracellular region.
CAAUGCUUAGUGCUAUAAAUACUCCCAUCUUUGUGAAUAUUACUUGUAGUAUUCACAGCAGACUGUCCCAAUAAGUGAAUGUGUGAUAAUUUUUUUUGUGAUCAAAAUGUCUCUGAUAACUACUACCUAUUUUUUGGUAAUGUGGCUUUUAUUUGGCACACUACUGUCUCCCACUUUAAGUCAACAUUUCAGAACAGUCAGAAAUGUUCCUCCCUGCGUCGUAGAGUCUGGCCAAACGUUUUGCGAAAACGUAAAAGACUAUCCUUAUGACCAGAUUCUCGCAGCAAUCAAAAAGUCAAAUAUGAACAUUAAGGCCUUACUAGUAGACGAAUCUACGGCAGAUGGACCCAAUUUUGAAAAAAAUGUACCGGGAUCUUUUAAUUUAGGGUCUCAAACUUUUAUAGAUGAAGAAAAGAGCUUCGACAUGGAUUUUGGUAUACCACAUAUCAAAUCGGAAAAAAGUCCUACCGGCAAAAAUGGUCACACAUUCAAAAAAAUUUUCAGUCCUGUUAUCAACAGUUUAAAUUCGGACGAAAUCCUUUAUCCAUAUCCCAGAUCCAAAAGACAGUCUGGGCAAACAGCUGGUGAGCCCAUAUGCAAAUACACUAAGAAAUUUGUGUUUCCAAAAGUGGCCAUGUGUGCCAGAACGGGAGAAUGGAUGUUCAUAAUAAAUCUCACUGGGCAACAACUGACGCAGAUGAUUAGUACGGAAGUGUGCCAUCCAGGAGUAAAUGGUAGGCCCUGCGUGGAAUGCUCCUCAGAUUUGCCGCUUGGAUUCCAGUCUCGAUGCGAGCAGCAUUUUAACCAAAAGAGGCUGAUUGCUUUGUCUCCUAAUGGAACUGAGAUCAUGCAAGAAAAUUUCUGGUUACCCACCUGCUGUAUUUGCAGGACGUUUAAAAAGUCGGAAUAAGUUGUUACCGGAACUUUUUAAUUAAGAUGACUAUGACUUUGGUCGUAAAACUAAAUAAAAACAUUUUAAAUUAAUUAUUAAUUUACGAGAAAAUCGUAUAGUUCCUAUAAUGGAUAGAACAUUUUGUAUUAAAGGAUCUUUUUCUCAAGCACAUUUAGAGCUUAUACAAGCACACAAGUUGAUCCUGAGUUAAAUUUUUUUUUCACAAAAGUUUUAUGAUUUUUUGAGCUCCCUGUUAAAACAAAUGUAUACAGUUCUCUUUUUAUUUUUA